AAUGUUUCCCAUUUGUCAUUAUAGCCUUACCCAUAUUCGUGGUUUUGAUUUUGUUUUUUUUAAGCAAUGAAUUCGAGCCAAACAUUGUGAAUUAUACCUCCAAGGCUCCAGCUACCCAGCCCCAAAAGAACUGUGUUUUGUCUGAAAUUGGCACUAACAUCACCCACCAAGAAGUCUGAAUACCACCCGUACAGUCAUGAGUAGGGGAAAGAAGAAACUCAACUAUGAACAGCAACUGGACAAAGAUGGCAACCUUGGCCCCGCCCUGGUCAUGGUGGGUGAGGAUCUGGAUGAGAUUCCGACCAUCGAUAACAACCAGAGCCGGCGAGUGAUCGGUGUCAACGUCAGCAACAACAAGAUCAGCGAGCUCUCGGUUCAGCUGAAGGGCUUGAAGAAGCUGGAGUUCCUGAUUCUCUCUGGGAACCUGUUCACGACUCUGCCUCCCAUGAUCGGCCAGCUGGCUAGCCUUCGUUCCCUCAACCUGAGCAACAACCAGUUGUCUACCCUGCCGGAGGAGAUGGAAGAUCUCGAUGAGCUCCAAGAGUUGAUUCUAGACAGCAACAAGUUUGAUGUCAUCCCACCGGUUCUCUUCAAGAUGCCCCGUCUCCGAGAGCUCCACAUGCAGCACAACAACGUCCAAGUCAUCCCGCCGGAAACCACCAAGAUGGUGGGACUCCGGAUCCUGGUGUUGGACUACAACAAAAUCACCACCGUUCCCGCCGAGGUGGGCCAGAUGAAGCUGCAGGAAUUGUGGGUACAGCACAACAAAGUCGAGACGUCCCCCGACGAUCUGAAAAUCAGUAAAUUGAAGCUGCACGACAAUCCAAUAGACCCCAUAGAUCAACCUUAGAUCUAGGCUCGUGAGCCUCGUGUGCAAUUGUGCAUGUAUUCCCUUCGCUGUGCCUUACUAGAAGCAUGGCUUAUACAAAAAUUAUUAAAGUGUACUGUUUUAGUACUAUUUAGGUAUUCAGUAGCGAUUUUCAAUUAUUGAAAUUGUAAUAAUGUUUUUGUAUUAGUGUGGCAAAAUGUUCAGCAACUCAUAAUGUCAACAAAUUUGUGGAACCUAAAGUAUUUUUUGCUCUGUUAUCCAAGCUUUCUUCAGUACUUAAUCUUUAAUGUGAAUGUGGCACUGCAUACUUACUGCUCUAAUUUACAACAAUCAUGCAAGCAUAAACAUCAGAAACGACAAUUUUAAUGAUCAUUGAUUAAUUGUUCUUGGAAUUGUAACCAAAGCAUUGUAAUAAUCGAUACUAAUAAUGACACUGCAAAGAAAAGUUAAGAAUCCAUCUAAAUUAAAAAAAAGACCUUGUUUUUGAUUGAUGUUUAGGGUUAUGGGAUCAGCUCAUACACAUGUACUAAUUCUUAAUAUUGACAGUUUUGACCUAAAAUAAAUGGCAUGGUUGCAGUACUGGCUGCUAUUCGAGCCAUUCAGCCAACCCCGGCAAGCUCAGAGGUCGAGUGGCAAGACAUCUGGACACAAUUUCAUGGCUCUGCUGACCACAGAAUUUGGUGCUUACGAUCACCAUUUUAGAAAAAUUAUGUGCUAACCCUGUCGGCACAGAAUCCUUAGUUACAGGAUGUACGCAUGCGCAGAAGCCAACAUAUCUCGCUAACCCGUGAAAUACGCUUACUGUAAGUACAGAAUUUUGCUGCUACAGUAAGCAGGGAUUUUUCGCUAAUGGUAAGCAGAGCCGUGAAAUUGGGCCCUAGUAAGCAGGAGUUUGUGAAUUAUUUUCUUGUAAUACAUUGGACAACACUGAGUAUGCAGUAUUGUAUAAAAUACAUACAUGUACAUGUACGUUGGUGAGGGGGAAAACCCAAUAUUGAAUAACAAAAAAAGGGGUUGGAAAUUAUUUGAGAAAAUAUACAUUUUUUGGUAAUCUUGCAUAUUUUGAAUUGAAAGGUGUGGAGUUUGAUACGUUUAAACUUUCUCAAUCACACUGUAUGUUUUAAGUAAUCUCUACCUGUCUUCAAGUAUUGCAGAAGCCAGAAAAUGUGAUAUCUUUGGGGGCUUUUAAGCCAAAAUAUAUUGACUGUUUUUGACCAAGUGUUGAAAUGUUAAGUCUGAAAUUCUCAACAGUGUUGGAAAACGUCAUCGCAAAGAACGUGCAUUCGUAAUUAGUAGGUGUUUACUGUUGGUAGCUGUAUUCAAACCCUAAUUCUUGAUGUAAAAAGUAUUAAGUAGGCAAAAUUUUUCGCACUGCUUUGGGUCGACUGGGAAUUCACUUCUAAAGCUUGGUGUGUCGGUGUGUUUUUAAGCAGUGUGUUUUAAGUGUGUUUUGUUUGGCUGAAAACAAAUUUGUUUGUAUAUAUUGUUUUAUGAUAUACGUGUACACAUAACAGCAUUAUGCACCUCUGCAAGCCAACUCUAUGUACCCUUAUUUGGCAAUGCAGACUUGGAACGUUUGUUUUUAGAUUGGAAAGUUUCCUUUCCUUAAAACGUAUUUUAUGGACAUCGCUGCAUUUACGUAGAUUGGAAUAGUGUCAACAUUACAAUGGUGCUGUUGGCACAAAAGCUGUGUCGUAAAGCAGUUUUUUUCAGGCUGAAUGGAAUACCAUAGGUAUAGAUUUGUAGUGUGAAUGUUUGUUAAAGGCUUGGCCCUGGAUUAAACAACUGUACACACAAAGCCUUUAAAAGAGGGCUUGUAAAAAUACCCUGACCCCAAAAUCAUGGAAGGAAUUACUCUUGCGUAAAUUCUGGAGCAAACCUGUAAAACUGACUAGUGUGCAUUUUUGAAAUGCAUAUUAUGUACUUUCGUUUUCACUAAAAAUAAACUCAGGAGCUUAUUUUGUGCUGUGAAAUGUGGUGCUGCAUACAUGUACUGUAUGUUUACAAGAAAUAAUAGUAAACGUGAGCCGGACACAAUAUUAGUUCUGUAUUUGGGAACAAAUGCUUUACUUUGUGGCACAUUGCAGAUGUACAAAGUAGGCCCUUUUCACAGCUUUACAUACCGAGUGCAGUCGUGCAUAUUGCGUUACCGAACCAGUGAACCCAUUUUUUAGGAAGACCGGUUUCCGUUUUAAGUGAACAACAAACAUUUGGCUUAACAUACUUUUUUGGUCUUAAUACUGUUGAAUUGGGUUCAUUGUGAACUAUUAAUAGGUUGGGCCCUGGGAUCAGACUAUGCAAUCCCCUGUGCACAUGCGGCAGUCAAGGAACCAGUCUUGAUGGAAUCAUUUGUACAAGUAGUGUAUGAAAUACAAAGAUAAAAUCUGUUUUGUUGACAAAAAUGAAGUAAUGGGGAAACCUGGGAAUUUUUUUAUUUGCCCCAGGGUUUGGAACUAGGGAUUGGCAGGCACAUCUGCUGGAAAUCAAACCCAUCUGUUGCAGUUUGUAUUCACUCGCGCAUAUGUUAUGAAAUAAUAGAAGUACUACAUAAGCAAUUAUUUGAACAGCGUUAUGCUAAACUGAUAUUAAUGCUUUGAAAAAAAUAAACCUGUCAAACUGGUUGAGAUAUAUUA
Messenger RNA from Patiria miniata (bat star), 3462 nucleotides. Its product is annotated as leucine-rich repeat protein soc-2-like. NCBI's taxonomy places the organism in Eukaryota, Metazoa, Echinodermata, Asteroidea, Valvatida, Asterinidae. The transcript is spliced from 2 exons. Gene Ontology annotation, molecular function: protein binding. The coding region runs from base 197 to 850 and encodes 217 amino acids. The record is from RefSeq and is a predicted model, not a curated record.